Uloborus diversus is the source of this 2959-nucleotide messenger RNA. It is a transcript of the gene aPKC, whose product is annotated as atypical protein kinase C-like. Gene Ontology annotation, molecular function: protein binding; ATP binding; protein serine/threonine kinase activity. NCBI's taxonomy places the organism in Eukaryota, Metazoa, Arthropoda, Arachnida, Araneae, Uloboridae. The record is from RefSeq and is a predicted model, not a curated record. Gene Ontology annotation, biological process: protein phosphorylation; establishment or maintenance of cell polarity.
UUGCUUGUGAAAGCUCGUACGAAAAGCUUGGUGGGCGGCUUCUUUUAUUUUCUGAAUAAAUAUAAAUAUACUGCUUCCUAUGUUCUAAAUAGAAUAUAUCUAAGUAAUGUGUAACUAGUUUGUCAUCUCUAAAGGAUUAACUCCCUUUCCCAAAUGUUUGACAUGUGCAUAUCCGUUGUUCGCUUGUGACAUCGCAGUCGGAUAUAAUUUAAAAAAUUUACAGAAGUUAAUAAUAAUUCUGAAAAAUAUUUACAGCUUGAAAAAUGUCGGAUUAUUCCUUUUCUGAUAUAAGGAUUCGAACGGUGUAUGGUGGUGAAGUUAUGAUUACUUAUAUACCGCCAAACAUUUCGCUUGAUGACUUUUACAAAGAAAUGAGAGACAUUUGUAAGUUCAACAGUGAUUCGAACUUCACCGUGAAAUGGGUGGACGAAGAAGGAGAUCCAUGUGUUAUUUCUUCGCAAGCCGAGUUAGAUGAAGCUGUGAGGUUAUACGAAUUAAACAAGGACUCUGAUUUAACGAUUCAUGUAUUCCGUGGUAUCCCACCCGUCCCUGGAAUGUGUUGUCCAGGAGAAGACAGAAACAUAUACCGCCGAGGAGCAAGACGAUGGCGUAAACUGUACAAAGUGAAUGGUCAUAUUUUCCAACCAAAAAGAUUCAACCGCCGAGCUUUUUGUGCCUUCUGUGCUGAUCGGAUUUGGGGUUUGGGGAGACAGGGCUUUAAAUGUAUUAAAUGCAAGCUUAUGAUUCACAAGAAAUGCCACAAACUUGUAAAAAUUUCUUGUACUAAUACUCCUGGUGAAAUAAAUUUACAGUUGGAUUUCAGUGCCAAUGCUGCUGGUUCGGUUAGUUCACGAGAUCAGACCUUAGUAAAUGGUGAUAUUAAUAAGAGCGCACAGCAAUCGAAAUCUGGAACGCCGAUUGUGAGAAAACGUCAAUCUGAAAUGCAAGAAAUUAUUGAUCAAACUGAGCAAGUAUAUAUUCAGGAUAUUGAUCAAGCUACAAAAGAUCUAGGACAUACAGAAUCAUGGCAGUAUACCUUGGAUGACUUUGAGCUUUUACGUGUCAUUGGCCGUGGCUCGUAUGCAAAAGUUCUUAUGGUAGAACUGAAGAAAACUGGCAGAAUUUAUGCAAUGAAGGUAAUAAAGAAAGAAUUGGUCAGUGAUGAAGAAGAUAUUGAUUGGGUUCAGACAGAAAAACACGUUUUUGAGACUGCUUCUAACUAUCCAUUUCUUGUUGGGCUGCAUUCUUGUUUUCAAACACCAAGCCGUCUCUUUUUUGUUAUUGAGUUUGUACGAGGAGGUGAUCUUAUGUUUCACAUGCAAAGGCAAAGGCGUCUUCCGGAAGAACAUGCAAGGUUUUAUGCUGCAGAAAUCUCUUUAGCCCUCAACUUUUUACAUGAGAGGGGUGUAAUAUAUCGUGAUUUAAAACUAGAUAAUGUCUUAUUAGAUCAAGAUGGGCACAUCAAGCUUACAGAUUACGGCAUGUGCAAGGAAGGUAUCCGUCCUGGAGAAACAACGGGUACUUUUUGUGGGACACCUAAUUAUAUUGCUCCAGAAAUCUUACGUGGUGAGGAAUAUGACUUUGCUGUUGAUUGGUGGGCACUUGGGGUUUUGUUGUAUGAAAUGCUUGCAGGACGUUCACCCUUUGACAUUGUUGGUGCUGCAGAGAAUCCUGAUCAAAAUACCGAGGACUUCCUUUUUCAAGUUAUUUUGGAUAAAACCAUUAGGAUACCUAGAUCAAUAUCCGUGAAAGCACAAUCGGUCUUGAAAGGUUUACUCAACAAAAAUCCGGCGGAGCGUCUUGGAACUGCGCGUGGUGGAUCGACACAAUCUGGUUUUGGGGAUAUAACUUCUCAUCCCUUUUUUAAAAGCAUUGAUUGGCAGUUGUUAGAAAGCAAGCAAGUCUCACCUCCUUAUACUCCUAAGAUUGAGACUGAUCGAGAUCUGCAAUUUUUUGAUCCUCAGUUUACUAAUGAGCCGACAGUUCUGACUCCAGACGAUAUGAAAGAAAUUGAGAAAAUUGACCAAUCAGAAUUCGAAGGAUUUGAAUACGUAAAUCCUUUAUUAAGUUUAAUGUCAAUGGAAGAUUGUGUUUAGCUUAAGUACAAACUUCAUUAAAAUACCGGACUUAAGUCAAUAUAUUGUAUAGUAUGUUUUUCCUCUGAUGGGAACAGAGCCUAAAUAAUUUGCCAGUGAAGCUCUUUCAAAGAAUUUAUUUUUAUAUUGAACUGUACUGUUUAGAUUAGUUGAGUUGAACUUUGAGUAAGAAUUUUCAAACAUAUGUCUUAGUAUUGGCAAUAUUUUGUGCAAAUUUAGUUUUCGUGUACAGAAAAUAAUAGUAGUUGCCUUUGUACAAGUCCUGUAUUAAGAACAUGUUUUGAACUAAUUUUAUAAUUUUAUGCAAGUGUUUUAAGGUUAUAAUGUGUAGUGUAAAGAAUAUUAUAAAGUUUUUUUUUGCAGCUAAUUUUUUGCAUUUAUUUCAUAAAUUCCAUGCUUGUGUUUUAAAUAUAUUUCUGUUGUGGGGUUUUUUACUGCAUAUUAUUAUUUAUAUAAGUAGAAAGAUUUAGUUGAAUGUACAUAUUGUAUGCAUUAUGUUUAGGAGGGGUUAAUCUACUUCUUAUCUUGUUUACUUUUGAAAUGCAAUUCUAACUCUGGAUUACUGCAUCGUUUCAAUUUUUCCAAACAAAACUGGAAAUAGCAGUCAUUCCAUAUUUUGAACCCAUUCUGUAGUCAUUGUUAUGCUAAUUACUUUUUUUUUAAUUGAAAUGUUUAUUAAGAAACUUCUUUUAAGCUCUUGUUAAUUAAAAAAUAACUACAUUUGUUAUCCCAUAGGAUUAUUAACAUAAUUUGAAAAAUGUAUGUAGUUGAGAAAAUUCAAAUCAUUUGAAUUUUUAUGCUGCAUUUGAAAUAUGAAAUAAGUAUUAUUUGUUAAAAAUAUGUUUAGCUAGGGAUAUUUUAUG